UUACAUUUGGCCAACUCACCUCCGAGGGCACAGAGGGUCCUCCCAAGGACCUCCUACUCCGAGAUUUGACGCGCUGCACCGUUUCCCUCCUCUCUCCGCUCCACUUCCUCCGUUGUGAGAAUUUGAGGGACUGCAAGCUCUUGUGCGGCCCGGUGGCGGGUCCCGUCUACCUGCAGGACUGUAUCGGCUGUACCCUGUACGUGGCUAGCCGACAGCUCCGCAUCCAUCGAACAUACGACACCACCUUGUACGUGCACACCGUCGCCGGGCCCAUCAUCGAGGACUGCGACCGCCUGUGUUUUGGUCCUUGGGCAUUGGCCUACCCGGGGAGGGAGGAGCAAGUGGAGGAGGCGGGUUUGGGCGGCACGGAGAACGCCUGGCGCGAGGUCAAGGACUUCAAGUGGCUGCGCGCGCAGGCUUCCCCGCAUUGGCAGGUCCUUCCGCAGGAGGCGUGGGUCAGGG
This is a messenger RNA of Nannochloropsis gaditana CCMP526, 462 nucleotides long. RefSeq names its product tubulin-specific chaperone c. Gene Ontology annotation, biological process: post-chaperonin tubulin folding pathway; tubulin complex assembly. Gene Ontology annotation, cellular component: cytoplasm. The record is from RefSeq and is a predicted model, not a curated record. The annotation marks the transcript as partial. The transcript has a single exon.